This is a messenger RNA of Mycena citricolor, 2682 nucleotides long. The record is from the annotation of a GenBank genome assembly. Lineage: Eukaryota; Fungi; Basidiomycota; Agaricomycetes; Agaricales; Mycenaceae.
AUGGGCCAGAUACAGAUGGCCGUUCUGAAGAAGACACCUCAGCGCGCACGCAAGAAGGUUGCCAAAGACGAGCGGAAGAAUCUACGACUCUGGGCUGUGGGCGCAAGAGAGACUAUACUCAACACACAUCUGCAUGCAAUCACCCUAGCACGUAUGUCGGGCACCUGGGCCGAUGAACGCGAGAAGAUGCAGCAGGCAUGCAAUCAUUAUCACGCUGCUAUUGACUGGCGAACUCCCGACCAUGAAGAACCGGUCGAAGUUCGGGAGUAUGAUCCCAAGGCGCCGCCAGUCCCAGAGAAUCUGUCUGCAGAAGAGACGAUGCAGAAGCGCGCGACAAUUGCGGCGCUGAAUCUCCGCAUUAAUCGCUGGUUCAUCUAUCGCAUACGCCAUUCGCUCAAGCAGCGCCGUGAAUCCACCCUCGAUCCCCGCAAAAGCGCCUAUGCUGUUCUUCUGGCUCGGCUAUCGGGAUUGACACGUCCGCCGAAAGGGCUGCAGGGCUGGCAGCAGCUGAUGCGCGAGUCAUACCGGGAGAGGAUUGCACCUGUUGUUGAGCAGAGACGUACUGAGCAGUUGGCAAGUUUGGGAGGUUCUGGGAGUGCCAAAGAAGAUUUGAAGUACCGGGCCGGAUUCCGGGCUGAGGUUGCACGUGAAAUCUUUGACGGUCUAUCGAAGGAAGAGCAGAACGCCUUGAAGGAGAGAGCAAGGGAGGAGGCUGAUCGGAAGCGAGAAGAGUAUCAAGAUUCAUUGAGGGAAGGGCCAGCACGCGAUUCUGAGAGUCGUCAUCUUGCAAUCGAACAAGUGCCGGGGUUCAUCAUGCCCAUCCUGAAGGGUAUCAUGGACGCCACUGGUCUCUCUAGCACACUCAUCUUGGGUGGACCAAUGCCGGAGUUUGGAGGAGAGAUUCGCGCUAUCCACUGCUCUUAUGGAAAAGAAGGAACAAGCAAUUGGGCGUCAUCAGAUCGACAACGCUUCUCAUCUCAGGUGCUCGAUUUCAUGGUAGCGUUCCUGAAAACGCAAUACACUGAGCAGGAAUGUGCGGCCGCUGCUUUGCCAAACGAUUCGGAGGUGCUUCAGAAAACCGCUCUCAGCAAAGCCCUCUACACCAUACCUGCCCAUGACGACACUGCUGCUAGCGAUAGCUCCGAAGACGAGGAGGAUCCUUGGUCCUCGGGGACAGAGAGCGAGGAUGACCAAGAUGCAAUUACACUUGCUGAGGCUGCAAAGAAGAAGAAGGCGCGGAUGAAGAGAAGGAAGACUGCGAAGUCUCUGGUCGACACGGCCGAUGCCACACAGCCUGUCAAGAAGUCGAGGGCCAAGGUGCCGAAACCUCGAGUCAAGAAGCAGAUGGGCGGGGAUGAAGCGGCUGUACCUGUGGACGAGUCUGUAUCCCUGCCUGCCCCGGAACCAGCACCGCCCGCACCAACGCAGAGAGCACCGGAGAUGGUGACAUACGAGUAUGGUGACAAUGUCGGCACUGUCACGUAUCUGGAUCGAUGGCCUGGAAUCCCGGAUAGCGAUUUGGCGCCAAUGAAGGUUCGGGAGCGCAACAUUGCCCGUAACCAGGCAGUGCUCGCAAAGCUUGACCUGAUUGGUGCCACGACGGCAAUGAUGGGAGGGAACAAGGACGGGGGAUCAGGCUCAAAGCGGGGAGCGGGGGAGAUGGAUGAUACCGAGAGCCCGGUGCCAAAGCGGACACGUCAGGCCAAGCCAGUGGAGAUCUCGAGCAGGAAGACACGUUCGUCCAAUGUCCCCACCAUUCCCAGCAAUCCAGCAUCGCCAAUCCCCGACGCACCCAUUCCCGAUGUGCCAAUCCCCGACGCGCCCAUUCCCGCCGAUGCGACCAUUCCCGCCGAUGCGACCAUUCCCGCCGAUGCGACCAUUCCCGCCGAUGCGCCCAUUCCUGCCGAUGCGCCCAUUCCCGCCGAUGCGCCCAUUCCUGCCGAUGCACCCAUUCCCGCCGAUAUCCCCGCCGAUGAUAUCCCCGCCGAUGCGCCCAUUCCCAUUGAUGUCCCUGCCGAUGCGCCCAUUCCCGCCAAUGCGCCAAUUGCAAUUGCGACUGCCACUGUUCCGAUCAUCGCCAAGGCCGCUGCUGUCACUCCUUUGACAAUCGCCGACGACAUUCCGAAGGUUCGUCGAGUGCCGCCAUGCCCCGCGGGCGCACCUUCUUGGUUCACAGCUGGUCACGAGUAUCUCACUGCUGUGGACCUCGGGCUUCAUUAUGAUGCUGUCAUCGCUGCCUGGGGCCGUAUGGAGAAGGCGUCCAAGUUUGAGUCUUCCCCGACCGCUCUGCCCAGCAAGAAUCGACCCAAGGCUCUGAGUGGCUGGAUAAGCAGUCGUCGGAGACGCGUGCCAGAGAUCCCAAGUCUGUCCGCAUACGAGAAGGACUGGGUGGCUUGGUGGGACAGCAUGCAACCCGAUUGGCGGCAGCGCGAAAAAGAUGGAAAACUGUGGGAUCGAAUGAGUGCCUAUGGCAAGGAUGGGCAGGAAUGGGGUGAUUUGUAUCGGUGGGGUCCAAAUGGUUUGAUGACGGUCGUGGCAUCGCUAUAUUUCUGGGGGAUGAAGGUCAUCAAACAAGGGACUGAGGCCCAGAAGCAAUCAUGGGAAGCAGCGGUGUCUGACGUUGUUUGGAUCAUGGAAGGUAUGGCUACAUAUUACGAACGUUUCGUUGGACAGCGCUGGUAG